This is a messenger RNA of Phycodurus eques (leafy seadragon), 3848 nucleotides long. RefSeq names its product cramped chromatin regulator homolog 1 (gene cramp1). The record is from RefSeq and is a predicted model, not a curated record. The coding region runs from base 132 to 3602 and encodes 1156 amino acids. Gene Ontology annotation, cellular component: nucleus. NCBI's taxonomy places the organism in Eukaryota, Metazoa, Chordata, Actinopteri, Syngnathiformes, Syngnathidae. Gene Ontology annotation, molecular function: chromatin binding. Gene Ontology annotation, biological process: pattern specification process. The transcript has 20 exons.
CAGUCGAACUGCGCAGAGUUGUCGCCUCAGUCGGAGCUGGACGACGGCAGAGCAGCAGAGAGCGACGAGACCGUGCUGGCUUCGAUUAUGCCCAAUUCGAUCACUUAUUGCCAGACGAACCGGGCGGACCCAUGGUGAAGAGAAAGAAGACGUCGGCCACUUCCGAAGAGCACGACAUUUGCAUGACACCGGGCUCCAGGGAGGGAAUCGGUGUCGAUGGGACGACGAAUCCGUCCAGAAAAGCCGACGGUUGCGACGAGGAGGAGAGCGGAGAGCAGGCGACCGAGGAGCGCAGUACAAAGGGAGACGAGCGAGUGGAAAUUCUUAAUCCGGCACCCACUACUCCCAGCCCCGGUUCGGGUUCUAGCCAGCAGACCCAGCCCUCGGCGGAGCCCACCGGCACCCCGUGUCCCGACCAACAUCAUUUUCUCCGAUCCAGCGUUCGACCUCCAAGCAAAAGGAUCCGGAAGGAUUCCAUCGGCUCGACCAUCAACGGCCAUGGCGGGGCCAAAUCGAAAGGGGCAGAGAACGGUACCUCUUCCCAGGGUGCAGUGGGACAGUCUGGGCCCGUGGCCGGGUCUACGGGAGGAGUUUCCAAGACCACCAAGGGCCAAGGACCUGCUGAGAAGGAGGAGCAAGCUGGUAACCAAAAGCGGGCCCGUCGGCAGUGGGAAUCUUGGAGCGCAGAGGAUAAAAACAGCUUUUUUGAAGGGCUCUAUGAGCAUGGCAAGGAUUUCGAGGCCAUCCAGAACAACAUUGCCAUGAAGUACAAGAAGAGAGGCAAGCCAGCAAACAUGGUGAAAAACAAGGAACAGGUCCGCCACUUCUACUACCGCACGUGGCACAAGAUCUCCAAGCACAUUGACUUUGCCAAUGUGUACACCAGAGUGCUAAAAAAAUCCUCUCAGGAACUGUACGGUCUCAUCUGCUAUGCUGAACUCCGCAAAAAAGUUGGAGGGCUUAUGGAUGACAAGAAUGUGGCAAAGCUGAAUGAACUCAUCCAACAAGGGGCCACCACUGUGCGCUCCAAAGGGCGGAACUUGCGAAUUAAAGCACCCAUGUGCCGUGCACUGAAGAAACUUUGUGACCCAGAUGGAGUAAGUGACGAGGAGGACCAGAAGCCGGUGCGUUUACCCCUGAAGGUGGCGGUGGAGCUUCAGCCACGCAGCAACUAUUCCUGGGCCCGUGUUCAGAGUCUAGCGCACAACCCUCGCCUCAGGAUGGUGGUGGAGCUUCACAGGAAAGUUUCCAGCCUCAUUGAGUACCUGAAACAGAAGUGGGCCUAUCACGACCAGAGAAUUAUAAAAAGUCUGAUGGAAAGGGAAGCAUUAGAGGGGACUCAGUCCCCUUCGCCAAACAAAUCCCCACCUGAGGAGCUCUUUCUUUUCCCGGCAGAGAGCAGCUCCCUGACUACACUACCCGGCGUGGCUCGUGUGGUUCACUCCAAAGCCUCAUGCACUGUACACUGGCAAGAAAGCGGCAAGGCCCGGCCCAACGCCAAAGAGCUACCCGCUGCCCAGAUCCUGGGUAUUCAUACAGCUCCACCCUCACGGACAAGCACCAAAUCUGGACGAGGAAACACAGCUCCAACAGCUUCAGUGACCCCACAGAGUGACACUUGUCAAACAGAGCCCUCCAGCCUUGAGACUUCACCCAAUGGUUCUGGCAAGCUAGAGGAGAGGAGGCCUUCUUCUCUAUCUGCACUUCCCCAGCAAGCUGUGAUUCCCGCAGAGGAAGCAACUGAGGGAGGACUUGUUGAGGGGAGCAAAACCUGCACUACUGGUGUGGAUUCCAAUGGAAGCCUAGCAGGGACCAAAACGAUAGAUGCAUUGUGUAGUAGUGCAGAGAGCGCACUGGAGCAGUGCAAGGAGGAGCAGAGCGUGAGCUCCUCCUCCCCAGACGGCAUCCAGACUGCGCCAGCCAAGCUUUCCAUGGCUGGCUCAGAAGAAGGAAUGCCGCAGAGCUCGGCCCCCGCAGCCAAAGAGCGAACUGUCGAACAGAUCAGAGGGGAAGGCUGGAACGUCCGUGACGCAGAGAACGUCACGCUGGCUGAGUUGUAUUUGAUGUUUGGGAAGCCCGGUAAGCUGCAGCUCGAGUACGAGUGGCAGUCCAUCUCACAUCCUCACGAAAAAGGGCAAGCACCAUCGCAGCCGAGAACACACGGGAAGCAACGAGUACUACGCUGUCUGCUAAGACUGGUCACCACAGAGGUCAACCCCAAACCUUUGGCUCCAGAGCUUUGUUCCACAGCUACGUCACCCCUCAAGACUCCUCAGGAGGAACAAAACCAGGCGCUCACGCCUCCAGGAAAAGGUCCUAUUGCAGGGGUCCGUAGCCCAAGUUGUGGCCGGCAGCAGGCCUCUGUCCGAGGGGCCAAGUUACACCUGACAAACGUAGGAGGCUCAGGUGCACGCAUCCUUCCCCGCUCUUUGCUGGGCUCGUCAGGAGCAGCAGCCAGCGACUCUGAAGGCAAUGUCUUUGCAGUACCCACCACACUCCCACCAAAUAGUUCCCGCCACAGCCGAAUGUUCUCCCCCAACAAGGAGGCUGAGCUGGCCCUGAGGCAGCAGCUCGACUCCAUCAGUAUGCAGUCAGAUCUUUUCCUCUCACGACAAAGAAAACCUCGAAACAAACUCCGGAAACCGCUCGUAGUUCAGCGAACUCUUUUACCGCGAACUACGGGGGACACUUCGCAGCACGUCUGCUCCGUCUCCAUCCUCUCCAACUCCUCUGCCACAGGAACUGGAUCUUUCCGGCCAAUUCAAACCCGGCUUGCUCCUGCCUCCCUCCCUCCACCGUCCAAGGCUUCCUCGUCGGCUGCCUCUGACUCUGCGGUAGCCAGUCAACUCUCCAGUGCACUUGACCUUGCAGCUAAGACUGCAGGCAUCAUUCCUGGAAGUCCUUGUCGGGAGUCAGAUCCUCCAGGACUGGUCACCCCCGCACCAGUUGUUGAUGCUGAACCAGACCCUCAGCUCCUCCAGCACAAUGUCUCAGAGAAUGGCCUGCCUCCGCCAUCUCCCGGAGUGACAGGGGGUGGAGACUCACUCCUCUCUCCACCCAGCGUUGCCUCACUCCUGGACAUCUCUCUGCCGGGCCCCCCCGAGGAGGCCAUGACACCCGGAGAGAAUCAAACACACAUCAGCGACUCCAUCAUCGAGCUCGCCAUCAAUUCUGCCCACUACGGCGAGGAGGCGGCGCUCUCUCCGGCCAAACUAAGUAGCAACGACGGCUCCAAACUGCUGGCCUCAUCUCCCUCCAUCAGCCCGUCCCGGGGCUGGAUUCCUUCACCCAGCCACGACCCACAGUGGUAUCCCAGCGACUCUUCCGACUCCACACUGGGAUGCCUCCUCUCCAGCAUGGUGUCUUCUGAUAAGGGCAGGCGGAGCACCCUCACCCCCUCCAGUGGCACAGCUUUGCUGGGUCCCAGCCUCCUUGACUGCAACUCCCAUGAUUCCUUUCAGUCACGAGGGCUUCCUGAUGUGGCCGAGAUGGACUCUCAGCUUGCCUGCAUGAUGAACGAGAGCAGCGUGGACUACAUCGCGCGCUUUAACGACCUGGCUCAGGAGCUCGCUGUGGCCGAACCCUCGAUUUCGCCACCCUGAGGGGGAGGCAGAGCGGCUCCGCAGACCCAACGCCAUCUGGACAAAACAAAUGAGCGCAUGCUACCCGCCACCUAGGAGCAAAGACGCCUGUGGAAACAGAUCAGUACCUAAAGCCAUCCCUGCCCUGUUUGUUAAAGUGCAAUAAUGUGAGAGGCGCAUCGUUCAAACACGCGUUGGCUUCACUAAACUUUUUGCAAUGAGAUAAAAAAAAAAAACUCCCUUUAAAGACUUCCGUUUACAAUUCAC